AUCACACAUUCGUGAUAACCAGAUAACAGAUUAUUCUUGCGCUAAGUCGCCGACUGCCGGCUUCACUGGAAUUGUCCAUUUAUUCGCGCAUUAACGGCUUCAUUGUACAAGUAGAAGGCGAAAAGCAUUUGCCAUGUUCCACAGAAUAUUUCGAUUGAGCAGUUCGGUCGGCCAAACUACAGUUUUCCGAUCUAUCGUCGUCAAACACCAUCAUCGUGACAUGCACUGUCGCAAAAUCGUGUACGAAGAGUACGGCGAUCCCAUGAAAGUCGUGAGUCUCGUAGAGCAAACGCUACCCAACAAACUCGACGACGAUCAGGUCUUGGUGAAAAUGAUUGUUGCUCCCGUCAAUCCUGCCGACAUUAAUACUAUUCAAGGUGUGUAUCCCGUGAAACCGCCGUUGCCUGCUACUGGGGGCUAUGAAGGAAUUGGAGACGUACUGGCAGUAGGAUCGUGCGUUAAAAAUCUCUGCCCUGGCGAUCGAGUUAUACCUGACGGUGCUAUGGGUACUUGGUGUACAACUGGCGUGUUCGAUUCUAAACUUCUUAGAAAAGUAAGUAAAGAAACCAAUGUGUAUGCAUUAAGUGGUAUUUCUUCUAAUCCGUGUACCGCGUAUAGAAUGUUACAUGAUUUUGUUUCACUAAACAAAAAUGAUGUUAUUAUACAAAAUGGAGCAAACAGUGCAUGUGGUCAGAACAUUAUUCAAUUGGCUAACAUUUUUGGCUAUACAACUGUAAAUAUUAUACGCAAUCGACCUGAACCAGACUUGGAAAAUUUGAAAAAUCAUCUUAAGUGUCUAGGUGCGUCAUACAUACUUACUGAAGAAGAAUUAAGGACUACGGAUUUGUUUAGAAGUGGAGUUUUACCCAAACCACGUUUAGGAAUAAACAAUAUUGGUGGUAAAAGUUCCACAGAAGUUUUACGUACAUUGAACAACGGUGGUGUGAUGGUGACUUAUGGUGGUAUGUCGAGAGAACCAGUCAUUGUUCCAACCGCUUCUUUUAUAUUUAAAGACAUUCAACUCAGAGGUUUUUGGAUGACUAGAUGGCGUAAAGAAAAUGUUAACACUGAGCAAUACAACCAAAUGUAUGAUGAACUUUUGCAAUUUAUGAAAGAUGGCAAGUUAGUUGCUCCAGCUUACAAAACGUUACCAUUAAACUCAUUCAAAGAAGCGUUAAAAAAUACUAUAUCAUCCAAGGGCUUCAUUGGUCAUAAAUACUUUUUAAAUUUACAAACAUAAUUUCUGCUACUGAUACAUAUAAGAUUACAUUAAUAUAUACUUGUAUGUUUCAAUAAUAUACUCUUAAAGUUUUAACUAAAUUGUAUAUUAUACUAGUGUAUAUAUUAUUUAUAUAUAUUUCUAAAAUUAAUCUCUGUUAUAAUUUAAUGUUAAUUAAUUUUUAAAUAAAUUUGUUUUGAAUUAAAUUAAAUAAAUUAAGGCCUUGGUUCACUUUUAAAAAUAUCUUGCUGU
Metopolophium dirhodum (rose-grain aphid) is the source of this 1471-nucleotide messenger RNA. RefSeq names its product enoyl-[acyl-carrier-protein] reductase, mitochondrial. NCBI's taxonomy places the organism in Eukaryota, Metazoa, Arthropoda, Insecta, Hemiptera, Aphididae. Gene Ontology annotation, molecular function: trans-2-enoyl-CoA reductase (NADPH) activity. The coding region runs from base 134 to 1240 and encodes 368 amino acids. Gene Ontology annotation, cellular component: mitochondrion. The transcript has 5 exons. Gene Ontology annotation, biological process: fatty acid metabolic process. The record is from RefSeq and is a predicted model, not a curated record.